CUUCAUUAUUGUGGGGAAACUGCACAUUUGUGUUGACACCAGCUCCGGAGAACAGUGUAGGAAGGCGUAGUUAAGUUCACCAGAGCUCUGGAUUCAGGAUUUUACUCCACAGUCUCACUAGGCGUUUCUGUUAGGGGGGAUUGGUCGGUCGCUGCGUGUAGGGAGCGUUAUUAUUUCUAUGGGCAAUGCUUUGCUAUUAGUAGCAACAGUGCAGUGGUAACGUUAUAGGUGUAAGUUAGCGUGCCAGCCGGUCCUUUGCUUUCGAGUAUGCAGUUAUUGUACUUGUCUUUUCUGUCCAGUUUACCUUAAUUAUUUUACUGUAGCGCUGCUUAUGGAUUAGUGUGAGUCACUGAAUUCAUUAUUUCACGCCAUAGACCCAUAAUAUAGCCGCUGCGCUUGCUGCUAGCAAGGAAACCGUGGCUGGCGCUCGGAAAAUGCCGUCUUCGAAGGAAGGCUUAACGGGAGAAGGUGACCUGGUUACUGUGAAACAUGAACUUACAAACGCAAACCUGACAGGUCACGUGGAACGUGUAGGCAUCGAGAACUUUGAGCUGCUGAAGGUCUUGGGGACAGGAGCCUAUGGGAAAGUGUUUUUGGUGCGCAAGGUGAGUGGGCAUGAUUCAGGCAAGCUAUAUGCCAUGAAGGUGCUGAAAAAAGCCACUAUUGUGCAGAAGGCAAAGACGGCUGAGCACACACGCACAGAGAGGCAGGUCCUGGAGCACAUCAGGCAGUCCCCGUUCCUUGUUACCCUGCACUAUGCCUUCCAGACAGACACCAAGCUGCACCUCAUCUUGGACUAUGUGAAUGGAGGAGAGCUCUUCACACACUUGGUGCAAAGGGUCCGCUUCAAAGAGCAAGAGGUUGCUUUGUACAGCGGCGAGAUCGUACUGGCACUGGAACACUUGCACCAGCUAGGGGUUGUUUACAGAGACCUGAAACUGGAGAACAUUCUUCUGGACUCAAAUGGACACAUCGUGUUAACAGACUUUGGUCUUAGCAAAGAGUUUGAUGAGGUGGAGAGGGCUUACUCUAUCUGUGGCACAAUAGAGUACAUGGCUCCUGAGAUUGUAGAAGGAGGAGAAUCUGGACAUGACAAGGCAGUGGACUGGUGGAGUCUUGGCGUUCUGAUGUACGAGCUCAUGACGGGCGGUUCUCCUUUCACCGUGGAUGGAGAUGAAAACUCCCACUCUGACAUAGCAAAGAGAAUCUUGAAGAAGGAUCCUCCUUACCCCAAAGACAUGGGGCCUCUGGCCAAAGACAUAAUUCAGCGACUCCUUAUUAAGGACCCAAAAGAAAGGAUAGGAUCUGGGCCCUCAGGGGCCCAGAAUGUCAAGAGCCACCCAUUCUACCAGAAAAUUAACUGGGAGGAUUUGGCUGCCAAAAAGGUGCCUGCUCCCUUCAAGCCUGUGAUCCGGGAUGAGCUAGAUGUGAGUAAUUUUGCAGAGGAGUUCACAGAGAUGGACCCCACUUAUUCCCCUGCUGCACUGCCUCAGAACUGUGACCGUAUCUUCAAGGGCUAUUCUUUCAUUGCUCCCUCCAUCCUGUUUAAGAGGAAUGUGGUGAUGGAUGACCCUAUUCAGCUGUGUGGUGGAGCAGACAGGCCUGGAUCUGCUGCAGUAGCACGCAGUGCCAUGAUGAAGGACUCUCCAUUCUAUAUAAACUUUGAGAUGGACCUGAAGGAGACAGCACUGGGGGAGGGCAGUUUCUCUAUCUGUAGGCAGUGCACACACAAGAAGAGUGGACAGAAAUAUGCAGUGAAGAUUGUUAGUAAAAGAAUGGAGGCACAAACACAGAAAGAGAUAGCUGCUCUCAAACUGUGUGACGGACAUCCCAACAUAGUCAAGCUCCAUGAGAUCUACCAUGACCAGCUGCAUACAUAUCUAGUUCUGGAGCUGCUCCGAGGGGGUGAGCUGCUGGAGCGGAUCCGAAGGAAGCAGCACUUCAGUGAGACGGAGGCGAGUCGGAUCAUGCGCAGGCUGGUGUCUGCUGUGAGCCACAUGCACGAUGUGGGCGUGGUGCACCGAGACCUGAAACCCGAGAACCUGCUGUUCACUGACGAGAGCGAGAACUCGGAGAUCAAAAUUAUCGAUUUUGGUUUUGCUCGACUCAAACCACCUGACAAUCAGCUUCUGAAGACGCCCUGCUUCACCCUACAGUACGCUGCUCCGGAGAUCCUUACCUAUGACGGCUACGACGAGUCCUGUGAUCUCUGGAGUCUAGGGGUUAUAUUGUACACUAUGCUGUCUGGGCAGGUGCCCUUUCAGUGUCAGGAGAAGAGUCUGACCCACACCAGUGCAGAAGAGAUCAUGAAGAAGAUCAAACAGGGAGAUUUCUCGUUCCAGGGAGAAGCCUGGAGGAACGUAUCCCAACAGGCCAAGGAGCUAAUUCAAGAGCUCCUGACUGUGGACCCUAACAAGCGGAUAAAGAUGUGUGAGCUGCGCUACAAUGCCUGGCUGCAGGAUGACAGUCAGCUGUCCUCCAACCCCCUCAUGACCCCCGACAUCCUGGGCCUGUCCACUGCCUCCGUACACACUUGCGUCAAAGCCACCUUCAAUGCCUUCAACAAGUGUAAGCGGGAGGGCUUCCGACUGCAGACUGUGGAUAAAGCUCCCCUGGCUAAGCGCAGGAAGAUGAAAAAGACCAGCACCAGCACAGAGACGCGCAGCAGCUCUAGUGAGAGCACACACUCAUCCACUUCUUCCUCACAGUCUCAGGAGAAGACGCCGCCAGGUAGACAGAUGGCCACCAUGCCACAGCCAUCCAUCAGCACUCCCCUCACGCUGGGGCCUGAUGACGACGAGCCUUCCCAGAGCCAGCCCCAAUCUGCCUUCACUUUCUCUGAGUGAGACAUGCAUAAAAAACACCCAUCACACCCUCUGUCUGUCUCUUGGGUGUUCCUCUGUCACACACAGCCCUAGUGCACUGUUUUGUACCAAGCAUGCGGGGGUACAGAAGCCCCAGUCAAAGCCCUGCCCCUUUCAAGCCCUUGGCUAGCAAUAGACGAGUAACGCAGGGCCCAGCAGCGUGGGAGAAUCUGAAAAAGGCUUUUGUCACUGGCUUAGACCAGGCCUAGUCCCACGUUCUUGACCCAAACUGACCAGGCCUCCGGCAUCUGUUGUAUCUCAUACACGGAGUUUCACUCCAAAAGCAUGAGACCACCCCCUAACUGUAAUGAAGGGUCCAGUUCCUUGCGCUGUCCUGCCACUUCAGGCCAAGCAAAAAGAAAAAAGUAAUUAAUGAAAAAAGAGUAUUUAUUCUAAAAGAAUAUAGAACAUAUAAGAAGAUGUUUAUAUACUGAGCUUUAUUGUUUAUAUGUUAAGUUAUUAUUCUUAUAUCAGACUGUCCCAGUCAGAAGAUGUCCUUGUGAAAAUACUUGUGAAAUCUGUUCUCACUGACCACUGUGCAGGUCAGAACUACAUGGUACUGUAGCUUUUGCUUGAUUUCGUGCAGGCCUGUUAAGUCUGAAGCUUCUUCCAGAGUUUAAUGGUGAAGUAGCAGUGAUUUGUUUGAGUGAAUUCAAACAAAUCUUUUUUUUUUUUUCUACCCUUGACAAGGAAGGCCAGAUAACAGCCUGUUUCGAAGUUGCAUUUUGUCAUUUUAAGCAGUUAAAGUAGAGGUGUUAUUUUUGAGUAAAGAGGGUUAUUUUGUACUUGAAACUUAUUCUAAGAAAAUGCAGAAGGAAAAACACAUGUAAGGACAGCCACUGUAUGACAGCACACAGUGCUAGAUAAGGGCAAAAUAGUUUUGAGACGAUGCAAUCAGUCAAACAUUUUUUCUUCAUUCCAACUCCAGCUGUGGAUUGUCUCUAGUAAGUUGUUUGCAGUGGCUGGAGUUUUUAAUUGAUUGGUAAGGAUUUAGGGUCUGCUUUUUGGCAGCCAUAAUAAAGAAUAAGUGUUUAAGAAUCUGCAUUAAAGGUACAACAAGAAAACAUUUCAACCAUAUGUAGGGAUGUCCCAAUCUAUUUUGGCCACCAAUCCAAUCCAAGUACUUUAUUGCUAUAUAUUGGCCGAUACCGAUCCAACUGCUAACGGCACAUAAAAGUGCCCAAAUCGUGGAAGAGACCGUUUUCAGUGAAGCCUACAGCGGUUUAACUAUGCCUAUUCAUGCUGAAGUUUUCCAUUGUAGUAUGGUAGUUUCGUUUUCAACCAGGUGCGACUCUUGAGUGAAAAAUGUGGCAGAAAUGUAAUUUUGACUUGCUUAUAGUGGAAUGCCACUAAUGGUAGUGACGAAAAAGUAGACUGGUCACAGUUUAUGUGUCAGUGUUUAGAACGUCAGAUAUGGUUAGCUAACUGUAAGAUAGUUAAAUACUGCACACGUUUAGAUCUGUAACUAUAUUUUAACCAAUAAACAUGCCUGGAUUGGCUCAGGAUCCUUUGGAUCAGAUCUUGAUGUCCCUACUUUGGCAGCAGUUAUGGUGACAUGAAGAAGAUCUUAUAGCAGUCGGAAAACAAUGUUCUAUGGAGGCUUAUAGACUCUAUAUAGAAUUUUUGUUUUUACUCUGGUCAGGUCAAAAGUGGAUAUUGCCUCAUUUUAUAUCAAAUCAAGCAGCAAUCAGCGUGACUGCUGAGAUAAACAUAAAUAUAAGGUACCUUUAAAGUCAUAUUAGCCAAGUAUUGUAUCAUAGAACUGAGAAAAGGAAUUCUGUACCAUCAGUGUGCCAUUUUCAAAGUAAUAAACUAGCAGAGUGGUGUUCAGAGUAGUGUGUAGAACAAAAGAUAGCUUCACAUGAUCAGGGCUCAUAUGCAUGGCCAGUUGCCUCUACAUAUUACAUGACCUGUAUCGAUCCCAGAGCACUUCUCUCUACUUCCCAUGCUCAAAGCAGGAUUGGUGGUAAUUGAACUAAGAUCGCAUCUUCUUCCUCUUUGCAUCCCGAGUCUUUAUCUCCUGUUAUGUGUUGAAUUGAUGACAGCACACCAGCAUGCAAUCACCUUAAAAGAUUCUCUUUAUAUACAAUGCUUGGUACAGUAUAAGCACAUUCUACUCUUGCAAGCACUACAAAGGCUUCCCACUGAUAACCGAAGGCACUAAACUCAUUAACGUUGUUGACUUGCUAUGCAAAAAUAGCCACUUUCCUUCCUUCAGCAUUAACUUUUAUCAAUAGCCUAUCUGCAAGGGCCAUUAUGCAUUAUAAACGAGUGAGCAAAAAAUAUGCCUCGCGAAGGCUCUUUAAAGCUGACCAGCCAGCAUGUUAACACCAUCUUACAGUAGGACCUUCAGUGGUUCAACCCCUUAAACUAAGGGCCCGUAUGGGCGGUACCCUAAUAACUAUACAAUGUGUUUAUUAGUUACAUAGUACUUACCUAAUGAUUUAUAGUUGUUACUGAAUAAUAAAUCUUAAUGUUAACAACUGAAUAAUAAGCCUGCAGUUUAAGGGGUUAAACAGUUCCUCUGUGCACUGAAGCAAGCCAUGACAUCCACAAGCUUAAAUAAGGAAGACUUGUGUAGAGAUACACACAUUGCACGUACACAAGUUCACAACAGCACUGGUGCUCCUGCUUAUAAGACAUUGCAACAGCAAUAAGAACAUCCAUAAUGCAGCUCAUUACAGUGUCGCAGAGAUUUUCUCUGUUAGGCUUGUUCAGCUCUACUCCAUUGCCACUCUGUGCCACUCCCCUGGAGCUCCAUCAUUACUGCUCCACUCUCUGUUUUUGGUGUAUUAAUAGAGAAGAGAGAAAAGUGUGUGUGUGUGUGUGUGUGUGUGUGUGUGUGUGAGUGUGAGAGAGAGAGAGUGAGUGAGUGAGUGAGUGCGUGUGUGUGAGAGAGAGUGAGUGAGUGCGUCCUACAUUGAACCCUCCUCAGGGAGUGGAGGCUUUAUUAGUUGCUUUGCUGCGGUCCUGUUUGUCCUUGGGGAGAUUAAGUAGCCCAGCUUGUUCUCCCACUGCAAAGGACAUAGAGAUGAACUACAUGGGAACAUAGAGUGAAGAGCAGUCAAGGUUUUUAGUACUACAAAUAAGCUGAGAUAAGGGUGGGCAAUAUGACAAUAUGUUAUUGUUAUUGUGUGUAGAGGUGGCCCUGAUCAGACACCAGGCGGAUCAGAUAUUGAAGGAAAAAAAGAUGAGUCCAGUCCAGCACUGUAACAAAUCUAGCCUGAAAUAGCUCACAUUGCAUGGUCAUGUUUGUUGUCAUUGUGCUUAGAGAUGCCACAGAUACAAUAGCAGGUGUCAAGCUGAAAUCAAAAGUACUGAAAUUGGAUGGGAAAAGGAAUGAAUUCAAUCCAUUUUUUUAACGAAUGUACAUUAAAAUGUCUGAUUUCAUGUUGUGGACAAUAUGGCAGUGUGUUAUCACUACUGGUCCAAUAUCUGCAGAAAAUGCUGGACUGGAUAUUAGAGAGGCAAAAAAGAGCGACUCUGAUCCAGUCCAAUCUGAUCCUAGGCUGAAGUAGCCACAAUCACAUUGUGGGGUAGUAGAGAGUUAAAUUAGUUUAAGCAUGAUAGCUCAUUUUUAUAUGCUUGUUUAAUUGAAAUGCUUCACUUAAAAAUAGGUCAUUUUAGUUUUUAAAAAAGAAACAUCAGAUUAGAUUGUUUUCGGGCAGCGCUCAAGUACAUCAGUAUUGGUAUCCGAAAACAAAGUGGUAUUGUGCCUUUGCUAGUCAUGAUAGAUUACAGUCUGCUUUUUUGGAGCAUGUCUUGGAUGUCAACAGUACUUGAGAGAUACUUCUCGUUAAUAACUGCAUGUCAUAAAAAAAAACCCAAAACAAUAACAUUUUAUAGUUCAAUUACAGAGAGCCUGUAUGCAACAGCAACCACUGUUUAGAAACGGGCAUAGUAACAAAUAGUGGAUUUAGUAACAAGUAGCGGAUUAUAUGUCAGCUGAUUAUCUUAUUUUAUUCAUUAAUGCUAGCAAUUAUUUGAUUUUCUCUCCAGUUUAUUUUUGUAAAAAAAAAUCAAUUUAGUCAAUUUUUCCAUAGCCUUUAAAUUUACAAAGGCAUCUAUAACUGUGGUUCUGUUGUUUUGCUGGUGCAUUUACUCUAUUCCAGUAUCACAAAUCUCAGAAACAAAUAUUGUGAUAUAUAUCAUGUGUUGUGAAAGUAUGUAUGACAGUAUUAUUUUUUUGCAUAUUGUCCACCCUUGUGAGAGCUUGUCUUUGAUGAAGACGCACCGGAGCUGUUUUAGACUUGAUGUCAGGGCCUGUGCUUCUCUUACAGGCUGAGAGGUCAGCACUCUGUUCUACUGUAUCAUUCAUCUGUAAAGCACUUCUGUUCUGCCAGUGCCAGGAGCUUUAGGUUUGGCUGGCUGUGUGAGGGUUUCAUGUAUAGUCUAGUGGGUACCAUUUACCGUUUGCUGAGGUAGAGAGAACACAUAACAUAACUGCGUGCCCUUGAAAAGAGCUAGUUCUCUUUGAUCUGAGCACUCCUUCAUCACGAGUUAUUGUUGGCCUACUUUAAUGCUCUCAGGAGCUUGGUUAAUUGUGUGGCCCUUUUUUCCUGCUAUUGUAGCAGAGGUUCCAGUGUGAGUACAUAUCUCUUCUGUGCUGGCAGUGGUCAGCCCCGCCAGCUCACUCUUUCAUCUACCCGCGGAGGUGGAGUGAUGCUCCAUGAUGAUGUGGGCAGAGAGAGCGUCAACAUAUCUCUCAGGCGUUCUGUCCUGCACAUUGCAGUCUGUUUAGCCUGGUUUCUAGAGAGAAUGUGGCUCUAGUAUGCUUGUUUUUUAUGGUUGUGGUGUUCUGGUGAGGUUUGUUGCAUUAUGGAAUGCACACAAUGCAUAUUAUGUAGGAUAAAGGAAAACUGAAAAAAAACUGCAACUUUUCAAAAUACAUGUGUGCAUUUCCACCUGAAUACAAUGUAUUACAUCAACAUAAUUUUGUCUUCAAGUUUGCUUACUUUUGGCAACAAUAGUGUUGAUUUAUUUUAUCCAUGUGGAAAUGAUGAAUGUAGGACUGUCACUAUCAGCUACAUUAGUGAUCAAGUAAUACACAUGCAAUUUAUAACUUUACACAUUUAAUUUUACUUUGUAUAUGUGACAUUUUUGACUACAAAGUUAUAUUAAUGUGAUCCUGGUGGUGUGGCUUUACUCUUUUUCAAUGACUUGGCACAAAAGCGAUUUGACAACUUGCAUUCAGACUGCUGAACAUGGCUUUACAGUGACCUGUGGAUAUCCUGUUUAUCAUUCAAAUGGCAAAUAAACUACCAAGUCAGUUUAUUAAAAUUGUAUAUUUCAAUAGAUUUAAUAUUUGUAAUUGAGUAAUCAAUUUUAAAUCAUUAAUUGUGACAGCCCUAGAUGCAGCAAGUAAAUUUGAUGCAUUCCUUUUUCAGUGAGGCUUUAAAAGGUGGUUUUAAAUUAUGUCAUUUUUUAAAAGUGGCUAGGGAACAAAAAAUUACCUCUCAUGCACUUCUAAAGGCCAUGGAUGGGACACUGAGCUGCAAUGGUCUUGCAGUACCUUCCCUUUUUUAUAAAAGUGAGUAAGCAACAUUGCUGAGCAAUUAUUCUCAGUAAAAAAAAUGUUGAUGUGCUUAUGUGCUUCUGUGUGGGAAAUCAAGCUUUUUAAAGAGACCAGUUCUUUUAAAAUAGGAAAAGGUCCAAACUUUAGGUGACAUGAGUUUAAUCCAGCUACAUAAGCUGCCUACACUCCCACACUGUGUAAUAUUGUCUCUGAACUCUGGAGCUUGUGUUUGCAUCUCUUUUGAAAAGCCUUCUGUGUUUCUGUUCAGUAUUGGAUAAAGCUGUAGCCCCAGGUGGGCUAGUGUCUCCUCUCAAUGUGAAAGAAAAAAAUCAUUCAUGGAAUUUCAUUUUAUACAUAUUUCAUCCAUUUAUUUUUUUUGCUUGCCAAAGCUUUGAUCUGUAGCACUGAAGCUUGAUGUGAAUCCUCAGCUUCAUACAACAACAAAAACAAGCUUUAAACUUGUGUCCUGUGUUAUCAUGUCUUUCAAAACCUUCAGUUUUACAUCAGGUCAAAACUAAUUUAUAUUGAAAUUGAGAAAAAUUGUGCUUCCCUCUGACAGAAGUGUCCAGCAGUCACUGCUAGGCAGCGCUGGUUUAUAUUGACACACACAUCACUGUAUUUCUGAAUGUUUAAAUGUCGUAAGAAUGGCUCAGAAUAUCUAUUAUGAAUAACUAGCAUGAAAAUUUCACAUCACUGUGACCUCCGUACAGGUUGAAAGCCAAAGAGGUGACUCGAACACACUCACAGUCUGCAUUCACUAGCUACACAUGUAUUCUUGGCAUAACAAAACAAGUGGCAUAUCUAAUAUGCUUGGUGUUUUAAUGGAUUACCAAAGCCUGAUAUUGAAGUUCUGUUCAUCUUUUUAUUUUGCCUUUCUUCAUUGCUUUAUUCCCAUUUAAAAUGUGUUAUCACUUACCAUAUUAGCAUUUUUUUGUUGUUUGAUAUACAAUAAAAACAUAUACUAAUUUCAACACAAACUGUUCAUCAAAAGGUACAUUUAGAUGUUUUAUUUAUUUUUUCAGAUAAAACAAGCAAAUAAAUGAAAAUUUUCAGUAAUUAUUAUUUACAUAGUUUUUUGUAAUUAUUUGACCUUUUAGAAGAAACAAAUACUCAAUGGACUCAGUAACAUGUUAAAACAUAUGAGGGUUAUGAUUAGGUUAUUGAGUGAGUUUUAGGUUGGGGUUAGGAUUAGGGUUAGGGUUAGGCGUUGGGUAAGGUUAGGUUCUGCAUAAUGGGAGUAACUUACAAUACAUCUAAUUAAUGUAAGUAAUUUAUAAACAACACAUCUACAAGACUUUUUCCCCCAAUGUAUUCAGAUGCUUCACUACUGCUACUGCACUGAUAUGUCGUUGAUGUGUUACUGAUACUCUGUUAAGAACUUAUUAAUCAUCUAUAAAGAACCACUCCAAAUAAAAUGUUACUGUUAAUUGUAUUGUAACUUAAUUCUCAAAGCUGUACAGCAGGACUGCCCAAAUUUUUUAUGUAUUAUACAUAAUCAAGUGUAUAAUCAAUGUAUACACUUGUCUACUACCAACUUGUUUUCAUAUUGCAGAAAACAUUGAUUCCAAACUUUUAAAUGGUAAAGUUUAUCAGAUGUGCACCAUUAAGGUAGUGGAUGCAAAGGGCAAAGUAUUUAAAGGGAUCUGAGGCUAUUCUACAGCCAAUUGUGCAAUCAAGAACUGCCACCAAGGGGCAGUGUUUACAUAGAAUUCAGUGGAUAGCUUGCUUUGAGGACCAUUUCAACUCCACCUACUUGAAUAGGAGAAGGCUUUCCUGUGUCCUAGCUCAUUCACUAGUGCUCAAUGUGCAACAUCAGCUGUUCAUCACGGAAAAAAGAACGGAGUUCUAACCUCAAAGUUAAAUUUUAUCGUAAAAGUACAUUCAUUAUCUAGCUGGGCUAGACAUAUCAUUCUUUUAAACUUAUUUAAAGUGAGUUAUCAGUUUGUUAGAUGAAUAUAAAAAUCUAUUUAAAAACAGAACCAAAAUAAGAAGAUAUUUAUGGUGGGUAUUGAUGCUGUAUAUAUUUUGUAAAUGCUAAGCCAUAUAUAUACUAAUUAGAUAGUAACAUCUCAACCUCCUUUACGUGUCCUACUGUUUCCUCUAAAAAUGCUGUUUUCCAGAAUAUGAGAACACAUAUGACUAGAGAACUUUAGUGUUUCAAAAAUGAGGAUCAUAAUCUUGUCAAAGUAUAUUGUACGUUUGGAAACUUAUGAUGCAAAUGAUUUUUCUUGGCAUGAGUGUUCAAAACUCCAAUGAGUUGAAUCAACUCAGACUGAUCACGAGAGAACACACUCCAUUUCUUCACUAGUCUUGUUAGCAGGUGUUCUUUUGCUUGUUUUGUGGUUCACAUGUUUGAUGUGUUUAUGAAAAGAAUAAAGGGCUUUAAAGUUUUGGGAUUCUAUGGAACAAAACUUAUAAUUAUGUUACCAUUUGUCAAAUGUAAUAAAAAAUUCUAAGUUCACCAGA
Messenger RNA from Pygocentrus nattereri (red-bellied piranha), 10845 nucleotides. RefSeq names its product ribosomal protein S6 kinase, polypeptide 5 (gene rps6ka5). Bases 435 to 2846 code for a protein of 803 amino acids. Gene Ontology annotation, biological process: regulation of DNA-templated transcription; intracellular signal transduction; protein phosphorylation. Lineage: Eukaryota; Metazoa; Chordata; Actinopteri; Characiformes; Serrasalmidae. Gene Ontology annotation, molecular function: protein serine/threonine kinase activity; ATP binding; magnesium ion binding. The record is from RefSeq and is a predicted model, not a curated record. The transcript has 17 exons.